Messenger RNA from Cryptomeria japonica (Japanese cedar), 435 nucleotides. RefSeq lists its product as uncharacterized. Bases 1 to 435 code for a protein of 144 amino acids. The transcript has a single exon. The record is from RefSeq and is a predicted model, not a curated record. Lineage: Eukaryota; Viridiplantae; Streptophyta; Pinopsida; Cupressales; Cupressaceae.
AUGGCUCCGUUUGAAUUAGUAUAUGGGAUUGGAGCUCAGGUAUCUUUACCCCUGGAGUUAUCGGCAGCUAAAUUGCAAUCGGUCAUUGAAGAUCAAUUCUUUAAAAAUUCAUUGGAGAAGAGAGUCAUGUACCUGCACAAGCUGGAAAAUGAGAGGGACAGAUUAGUUGAUCACAUCACGGAACACCAGAUGAAUGUAAAGCGCAUUUUUGAUAAGAAAGCUCGACCAAGAAACUUCCUUAAGAAUGAUGAAGUUCUCCUGUGGGAUAAGAGGAAAGAACCGAAAGGAACACACGGAAAAUUUGAAUCUCUUUGGAAAGGUCCGUUCUUUAUUUCAGAAGUGGUUGGUCCUAAUACUUUCCGUUUGAAAUACCCAGAUGGAACAAUUCUGCCUUUUACAUAUAACGGGCAGGAUUUGAAGCUGGUCAAAUUCUAA